This is a messenger RNA of Sorghum bicolor (sorghum), 956 nucleotides long. RefSeq names its product zinc finger protein ZAT11. The record is from RefSeq and is a predicted model, not a curated record. Lineage: Eukaryota; Viridiplantae; Streptophyta; Magnoliopsida; Poales; Poaceae. Bases 188 to 739 code for a protein of 183 amino acids. The transcript has a single exon.
UAGUAGCUUGCUUGCUUAUUAUCCAAUAGAAGAAACAGCUAGCCGUAUUAAAAUUAGGCACGUGCUAAUAAUACAGUACUUAUAUAUUUUCACGUGAUCUGGUAUAUAGUAGUAUAUCCUUACACGUGACCAAGCUAUAAGCUAGCUCCAUCGUCGUCUCGGAAAAUCAGUGGAUCGUCGACCGGACAUGGCCACCACGACCACCGAACGACCGACGGCGACGGCGAGCAACCACACCCAGCUGCUGCGGCUGUACCUGUCGCUGUCGACGACGGCGAGCAAGGUGAUCGCGAAGAAGCAGCACGGCGGCGUCAUCUGCAGCCACCAACAGCAGCAGCACCGGGCCGGCGGCGGCGCGUUCCGGUGCAAGACGUGCGGGCGCGCGUUCCCGACGUUCCAGGCGCUGGGCGGGCACCGGACGAGCCACAAGCGGCCGCUGGUGCGCGCGCACGGCCUCGACCUCCUCCUCGGCGCGCGCCCCGGCAAGGGCGCCGCCGCCACCGACGUGCACCGGUGCACCACCUGCGCCGCCGUGUUCCCCACCGGGCAGGCGCUCGGCGGACACAUGCGCCGGCACAGGGCAGCGGCGGCGGCGGCGGCGUUCGACUUCAAUGUCGCCGUGCACGGCGAGAGCGAGACGGCGGCAAGGGUUGCUGUUGAUGCCUGCUUGUCUGGAGAGAUGCAGGACGAGAGCGAGGAUGAUGUCGCGGGGCCCAUUAGGUUAUUCAAGUUCAUAUGAACAAUCAGUGGUUGCAUGAAAAAAAUAAUAAUUUAUACACAUGUUCAUUAUUACCUCAUUCGGUUAUAUAUACAUCACAAGAGGUUUAUUUUAUAUACUCAAUUGUUAGUUUGUCACUGUAAUAAUAAUAAUAAGUGUAUAGUCAUCCAUAUAUACAGUUUUAUUAUGGGGGGAAACAAUGUGUGUAUAAUGUUUAAAUGUUCUGGUUCUUUUUAUU